Molecule: messenger RNA, 2253 nt
Organism: Malurus melanocephalus (red-backed fairy wren)
Lineage: Eukaryota; Metazoa; Chordata; Aves; Passeriformes; Maluridae
Gene: RNF139
Product: ring finger protein 139
Exons: 2
Coding region: 170-2161 (663 amino acids)
Biological process (GO): ERAD pathway
Cellular component (GO): endoplasmic reticulum; endomembrane system
Molecular function (GO): ubiquitin protein ligase activity; zinc ion binding
Source: RefSeq, a predicted model, not a curated record
GCGUAGGAACAUGGAGGCGGCGGCGUGGGGGAGCCGGGCGGCGGGCGCGGGGCGGUAGCGGGUCCCGGCCGCCCUCCCUCCCUUCAUCCCUCCCUUCUCUUCGCUCCCGCCCCCUCCGCUCCUCCGGCGGCGGGAGAGGCGGCCCGCCUGCCCCCCCCCCGCGCAGGGCAUGGCGGCCCCGGGCCCUCCGCGGCUGCCCCGGCUGCGGCUGGGCCCGCGGCUGCGGGCCGGGCUGGAGGUCGCGCUGCGGGUGCCGAGCCUGUUCCUCAUCGACGCCAUCUUCAACUCGGCCCCGCUGCCGAGCGGCUCCGUGAGCGCCGCGCUGCUGGGCGCGCUGCUGCGGCUGCUGGGUGUCUUUGUAUCCAGUGUUGUUCUGGUCUUACAACAGCGAGCACUUUUCAAGUUCUACAUGAUCGCCUCGGCGUUUCUGCUGGCUGCAUCUUCAGUGUUGGUGAAUUACUAUGCUGCUUUGCACAUAAACUUCUACAGUGCCUACUACACAGCUGCAUUUGGAAUUCAGAUCUUCCCACAUAAAGGACCUUCGCUAUGGAUGGCACUUUCCAUCCUCCAGCUUACCUUUGGAAUUGGAUAUGUUACAUUGCUAAACAUGCAAUCCAUAUACUCUCAACUCAUCAUCCUGGAUAUACUGAUUCCUGUAAUUGGCUUAGUUGUUGAAUUACCUUUAAAUGUCCGGCAAGUACUUGUUUUUAUUUCAGGCCUAGUUCUGACACUAAAUACCACAGCCAUUUUAGUUAUGAAAAUCAAAUGGUUCUAUUAUUCGGUACGAUACGUUUUUCUGCUGGUGAGGCACAUGUAUCGUAUUUAUGGAUUACAGCUAUUGAUGGAAGAUACAUGGAAAAGGAUUCGGUUUCCAGCUGUACUCCGUGUCUUCUGGCUAACAAGACUUACAGCACAAGCUGUGGUACUAACAUAUGUUGUAAAGAUGGCUGAAAAUAACACAGAAGAAAAAUUCUUCUUGAUAUCAUGGGAUAACUGUUGGGAACUGAUUUGCAGCCUGAUCAUAAGUGGGUGUGACUCUACUUUAACUGUGUUGGGCAUGAGUGCUGUCAUUUCCUCUAUAGCGCAUUAUUUGGGACUUGGUAUCCUGGCCUUCAUCGGAUCAACCGAUGAGGAUGACAAAAGGCUUGGGUUUGUAGCACCCGUCUUGUUUUUCAUUUUGGCUCUGCAGACUGGUUUAAGUGGACUGAAACCAGAGGAACGAUUAGUUCGCCUGAGUCGAAACAUGUGCCUUUUGUUGACCGCAGUCCUGCAUUUUAUCCAYGGAAUGACAGACCCUGUCCUGAUGUCUCUCAGUGCCUCCCAYGUGUCAUCGUUUCGCAGACACUUUCCUGUACUGUUUGUCUCCGCUUGCCUUUUCAUUCUUCCAGUUCUGCUCAGUUACAUCCUCUGGCACCACUAUGCACUAAAUACUUGGCUUUUUGCAGUCACAGCAUUCUGUGUAGAGCUUUGCCUAAAAGUAAUAGUUUCUAUCACUGUUUAUAUAUUGUUUAUGAUUGAUGGCUACUAUAAUGUGCUAUGGGAAAAACUUGAUGAUUAUGUUUAUUAUGUUCGCUCAACUGGCAAUAUUAUUGAGUUCAUAUUUGGAGUAAUCAUGUUUGGAAAUGGAGCUUACACGAUGGUUUUUGAAUCGGGUAGCAAGAUUCGCGCUUGCAUGAUGUGUCUGCACGCGUACUUCAACAUCUACCUGCAAGCCAAGAAUGGCUGGAAGACUUUUAUAAACCGCCGAACUGCUGUGAAGAAAAUCAACUCACUUCCAGAGGUAAAAGGAGCUCGGUUACAUGAAAUCGAUGAUGUCUGUGCAAUYUGCUACCACGAGUUCACCACCUCUGCGCGCAUUACUCCAUGCAACCAUUAUUUUCAUGCACUUUGUCUUCGGAAAUGGCUGUACAUUCAGGACACAUGCCCGAUGUGCCAUCAGAAAGUGUAUAUUGAGGACAAAGAAAAUGCCAAUAUCUCUAACAACAACGGGUUUGUAGCACCAAAUGAAAAUCCUGUACGGGUUGCAGAAGAAGCUGCUGAUGCUGAAAAUGAAUUAAAUGAAGAUAAUGACAGUUCUGAUAGUGAUGAGGAAGAUGGUGACUGUGUGGCACAGCACUUGAAUGAAACUCUUAAUGUUGACUCUAACUCUCUUGGUGAUUAAGGUGUCCUUUACUAAGCCGUGAGGUAUUUGUUUAAGAUUGACUUCAGCAGAAUAAAAGUAUCACUUUGUAGUUAUUGUACUUAAGCACAACA